UUCUUUCUUAAUUUUCCACUUCUUAUUGCAACAGGGUGUAUGCAUCAACCCAUUGUGUUAUAUAAUAGACUGCUGUGACCAGGACAUUAUUUUGGAUUCACAACAGUUAAGAGACGAUCUGAAAAGUAUGCUUCAUGGUCAACAUUUAGCAUGGGGGACAAUUGCUAAUCAUAUAAUUUCCCACUUUUCACAGCAGACACCCAGGAAAGCUUUAGUACUGUCAUUUCAUGGAGAGACUGGGACAGGUAAAAAUUAUGCAAGUGAAAUCAUAAUUAAAAAUGUGUUCCGUUAUGGAAUAAAAAGUGAUUUUGUGCAUGUUUAUCAUGCUGCAGUUCAUUUCCCACAUGAGUCCAUGUCUCACAUUUACAUUGAAAAGUUAAAGCAUGAAAUUAAAAAUGCUGUUUAUCUCUGUCCAAGGGCUGUUUUUAUUUUUGAUGAGUUUCAUUUAAUGCCACCAAAGGUUAUUGACAUUCUCCAAGUCUACUUAGAUUUCCAUGCUGAAGUGGAUGGCAUCGACUUCCGUAAAGCUGUAUUUAUAUUUAUAUCUAACCUUGCUUCAGAGAACAUAAGAAACUUCACUAUAAGCCAAUAUAAGAAAGGUAUUGAUCGACAUGAUAUCAAAUUGCGAGACUUAGAAUUCAGUAUUGCACAUGCUUCACUCACUCAAAAGGGUGGUUUUUAUGGUAGUGAUCUAAUUAAAAGUCAUCUUGUGACUGCCUAUAUUCCAUUUCUACCCUUACAGCGCACACAUGUAAAACAAUGCAUCAAUGAUGAAAUGAAACGACGUAAUCCUCACAAGAUCUACAAUGAAGAAUUUAUCAACAAAGUAUUAAUCGAAUUACAUUUUGUAAACAGUUUUUCAGAGACUGGCUGUAAACGUGUUUUUGAAAAAGUGGCUUUUGCUCUCAUUAAUGACGAUCUCUGACCUUGAUGGCUAUUGCUCUAGUCUCUAUUUUUACCACUGAAGACAUAGAAGAUUAUUUUACUGUUAUCCUCGGCUUGUGUUCCAAAGUAAGCAUCUCUCAACUGAAUUCACUUCAUUGGAAAAUCGAUUUCACCUUUGUUAUUUGUAUUAAAGUACUUUUUUUU
Molecule: messenger RNA, 1089 nt
Organism: Octopus sinensis (East Asian common octopus)
Lineage: Eukaryota; Metazoa; Mollusca; Cephalopoda; Octopoda; Octopodidae
Product: torsin-1A-like
Exons: 1
Coding region: 128-925 (265 amino acids)
Molecular function (GO): ATP binding; ATP hydrolysis activity
Source: RefSeq, a predicted model, not a curated record